Messenger RNA from Chanos chanos (milkfish), 1159 nucleotides. It is a transcript of the gene fam167b, whose product is annotated as family with sequence similarity 167 member B. The coding region runs from base 66 to 638 and encodes 190 amino acids. The record is from RefSeq and is a predicted model, not a curated record. The transcript is spliced from 2 exons. NCBI's taxonomy places the organism in Eukaryota, Metazoa, Chordata, Actinopteri, Gonorynchiformes, Chanidae.
ACUUGGCACACCCCUGGAUCGGUCUUUACCCAGAUUCCACGGACACUUGCAGCAGUUUUGUCGCGAUGGAGUUCAGAGAGCUUGGGGCAGAAGAAAAUUCAGAGGGAGAUACAGAGGAUUUGGACAACGUGAAAGCUCUAACGGAGAAACUCAAAUUACAAACUCGCAGACCGUCAUAUUUUGAAUGGAAAGAAAGGUUGCAAAACCGACCGUGGACAGGAGAUGCACAGGGUUCAAAUAUAAACAUAGACAGCAAAGAGAAUAACCCUGAGCUGUCGGAGGUACUGAAGGAUGGCAUUACUUGUCCAACCGUUCGGAACAUUUGUGGCUUUGACACAAUUGAUGAUGCCCUUGAGUGGCUUAGAAAUGAACUGAGGGAAAUGCAGCUACAGGAUAACCGUCUGGCUCGACAGCUUAUCAGACUAAGAGGUGAGAUCCACCAGCUGAAAGUGGAGCAGGUAUGUCAUCGUCACAAAGAGAUGCUGGACGAUGCCACUUAUGAGCUAGAGGAAUGUGGUGAGGAGUCCGACCUUCUGUGCGACAUCCCUCUAAAGGCUGCCUUUGCCCUGUCCACACCACUCAAACACCUGGGACUCACCAAAAUGAACAUCAACUCCCGACGGUUCUCACUGUGCUAGAACAGAACAGGGAGGGGCGACGGCGGGCUGUUGUUCUCCAUCUCGUCUUGGCCUUUUCGUUUGUUCAAGACAGAGGAAACCAAGAGACAAGGAAGAGGAGAGAAGACUCCCCUGUCCUCUGUAAGGAGACAGAGACACUAGUCUAAACAGACAAGAAAAGAUGGAAAAAAUAACAAAAGAUGAGCUUGAAACAGAUGUGACACAAUGUUCAAAGCCCUCACAAGGGUGAUGCAUCAUGACAUAAAUUUUUUAAUUGUCUCUGCGUAUGUUGUGAGCAUCACAAACUACCAUGGCAUACCCAGAAAGCUCUGAUCACCUACUUUCUCGGUCUGAAUGAGUCCGGAGGAUUUUAUCCUCAUGAAUCUUUUUCUUCAACCUUGUAAGCUGUAUUUUGUUAACAAUAUGGUGUAUGUAAAACAUGUUUUUUGAUGAUGCGUCUUUUCCACUGCUUUAAUGGAAUGCAGCGUUGUUGUUUCAUAAAGACUUGCUGCUACAAAUUAAUAACGAAAGGACAUAUUUUU